UUUUUAUAAUGAAAACAUUGUUUGCGGCUUUCGAUUAAUUUACAAAUGCAUACUUCAAUAUUGAAAUGUCAUCAAAACCCGGCUGGCAGCACCAACGCUUGCAAAUAACGUACGUUCUUGCUUAGUGCAGGCGCUAAUUCAUUCAUUUCAUACACAACUUGUAUUUUGUAUUGCAGAGUGAUUAGUCAAAUAUCAAAAACUAACAAAGGGUUUAAUAAUAAACAAAAGGUGUUUGAACCGAUAAGGUAAAUAAAGAGUUAACGUUUGAGCGAUUUAAUAACAAGGGCGAUAAACGAAAUUCUUUCCAUCUGCUAGUUAUUAAAUAACAGCAAUACAUUUUAUUGUAACAUACUAACCAUACAUGCAAUACAUUGUGCUCCAGAUUGAAUAUGACUCUCUAAACCUCCGUACUUCUCAAGAAAUGGCAUACGUGAGAUGAAUAAUUUUAAUUUGUUACAGUCGGCACAUUAACUCUUUACUGAAGCCAGCUAAGAAAACAACAAAAAACAACCAGUUUUUAUAUCAACAGCGAAACUAUUUCUAAUUAACUUUACAUUUAGUGAUUUAGCGAUUGUUACUUUUAAUUAAAACGAAUUAGUAUAAUAAUUUCUAAGUGCGCGCAGCAAUGGCCAGAAGGACACAAGUGCACUCUGUCGGUAUAAGCGAUAAUACCGAAGAGCUCGAAAGUCCGGAAACUAUAGAAUCCGCUUCGCUAGCUAUACAAGAUGUCGCUUCAAAAGCCGCACAAAAAGAUUUAUGGGAACGCCCUGCCUCCACAACGCCACCUCAUUUGCCGAACGACGGAUCUACUCUAUUACGCUUUGAAAUCCAACUAGCUCGUAUAAUGCCUCCUGAUGGUGAGGAUCUUAAUGUGAAACGAUAUGUGGUCUAUGAAUUGUCUGUGCGUCAAGACUCUUCCAUUAUCGAUCCACAACCUGCAAGCAUACAACGUCGCUAUACGGACUUUCGAAAUCUCUACAAUAGUCUUAAAAAGGAGUUUCCAACUAAGAUGUCUUCAUUGUAUUUUCCCAAUAAGGUCCUUGUUGGAAAUUUUUCGGCUGAUUUAAUAGCAGAACGUAGUGCUGCCUUUGAGACAUUCCUCAGUCAUGUCGUCAGUUGCAGUACAUUACGCGACACGCCUGCGUUUUUACACUUUCUUCAAGAUCACGAACUAGCCAAGGCAUGUCAACUCUUGGACGAGCGUCGCAACGAAAUGGCUAUUCCAUUGCUAGAAAAUUGUUUUCGGUUACUAAAUAAAAUUUUCAUGGAUCGUUCCCGGGCUGUCCUAUUAAUUUUGUGUCGUCUUGUUGCUGCCUGCACCAUGUCACCGGUGCCGCAUCAUUCGGCCGAACGCUGGGCAACGUUGGCGCUGAGCCGUUACGAUACAUUGUGUGACAUUGAUCUCCUACAAUUAUAUAUUCCAUUACUACACACAUGCACACAUCUUUGGUGGCAGCGGGGCUUGGAUCAAAAGCCGCUAACUGAUCGUCUCGAGGAAAUGUCUAAAAAGGGCAUUAAUAUAAAAAAUUGUCCUACACUUAUCCAGGCCAUUCACAAGCUGGAUCCGCGCACUGAAACUAUAUAAAUAAUAUAUGCAUUCAUACAUUCAUAUAUAAAAUAUUGAAAAUAGUGCACAUGCAUACAUAUUAGGGUGGUCAAAAAAUGCAUGUGAAAAAGUAGUCGAAAUUUUAAUGCCGCCACCCCUAGGAUUGUUCUAUACGAAAAAAGAUAUACCCCUAUCUUUUUAUUUUGAAAUCAAAAGAUAUUUAGGGAGUAUGGGGGGAAAAACAACUCUUCAUAGAAAUGGUCAAUAUUUUUCGGACGGAAAACUUUGUUUCUCUUCAGGAGAUUCCCAGUAAUAAUACCCAAUUUUUUCCUUAACCAUUUUUUCAGGUAACUAUAUUUUAUAGGUUCGCCAAAACCCCCAGAAAAUGCAAUGGGGGACCAAUAAAAAAUCUUUAGAAUUAAAAAGUGGUUAUUAAACAAUUGGAUAUUAAUAUUGGAAGUCUUUUGAAGAGAACUACAGUUUUCCGAUCGAAAAAUAUUGAUUUUCAAGAAUUCUAUACCAUUUCUACGAAAAGUAGUUUUCCACAUAUAAAAUCCAUGGAAAACUUUGAGCGCUUUGAGCACUCCCUAAAUAUUUUUUGAUUUUCGGUAUAGAACAAUCAUAGGGAGUGGCGGCAUUAAAAUCCCGACUUUAUUGGUUUUGGACCACUCUACGUACAUAUGUAGAAAAUAGCGCAUAGUGUUCGCAUACAUAUUUUUUAUAUUAUAUAGCAUCUAAGGAAAAAAAGUGCACUUGUUUAUAAACUAAUAUGUAUGCAGUGUACAUUCAUAGUACGAACAUGCUUCCAGUUGCAAUUAUUUCAUCGUCUUGAUAUUACUUGCAAAUGCAUUAUAUACAUACAUAUAUGUAUGUAUUUAUGUAUGUUUAUGCAUAUCGCUCAUUUACUAAAAGACUGUCGCUACCAAGGCCUAUUAAACAAGGUGUGUUUGACAACUCAGGUAGGCUCUCUUUUAAGGUACUAUUAUGCCAAAAAUAUAAAAAAUCUAUUCAAAAUUCAUACACAUUUUUUUCAAUUUGAAUUUAUAGGAUGGUUCUGAGAGCAAUGCCAAAUUCAAUCACACUUUGUUGAAUACAUUUUGGUCCAAUCACACCCUGUUAAUACACCUUGGUCACAACUCAAGAGCAAGCCUUAAAGGUGUCUCCUGAAAAAUCUCGUUUUUUGACUAGUGACAGUUUUUUUUGGUAAACGGGCGAUAUGCAUGCAAGUAUGUGCGUAUAGUGGUAGAUUGAACUACAUAUCGUUACCGUAAUUCACAAAGGCCCUAACCAAACAAUUUUUUAUUUUACAGGGGAACCAAAAAAA
Molecule: messenger RNA, 2870 nt
Organism: Rhagoletis pomonella (apple maggot)
Lineage: Eukaryota; Metazoa; Arthropoda; Insecta; Diptera; Tephritidae
Gene: Snx21
Product: sorting nexin-20
Exons: 5
Coding region: 626-1585 (319 amino acids)
Biological process (GO): protein transport
Cellular component (GO): early endosome membrane
Molecular function (GO): phosphatidylinositol phosphate binding
Source: RefSeq, a predicted model, not a curated record